Molecule: messenger RNA, 1194 nt
Organism: Salvia splendens (bonfire salvia)
Lineage: Eukaryota; Viridiplantae; Streptophyta; Magnoliopsida; Lamiales; Lamiaceae
Product: probable protein phosphatase 2C 75
Exons: 4
Coding region: 1-1161 (386 amino acids)
Biological process (GO): protein dephosphorylation
Molecular function (GO): cation binding; protein serine/threonine phosphatase activity
Source: RefSeq, a predicted model, not a curated record
AUGGCCGACGUCGCUGGCUCUCAGGCCUACUGCAACAAGUCCGUCGAUAGCGCCGCCGCCCGCAGGAGGCGUAGGAACCAGCUCAGGAGGAAGAGGAGGAGCUCCGAGGAGGGGCCAACUGACCACGACGACGACGACGAGGGGCGGGAUCUGGCCCAGGGGGCAGAGGCCGCGGUGUUGGAGAGGAAGCUUGUUCCUGUUCCAGGGGCCUUGGCCGUGGCAGGGCGCCAGCGCGAGAUGGAGGACGCCGCCACUGUGUGGAUGGACCUUUGCUCGCCGCUCAUCUCCGGCGGCCUUCCCGUGCAUUACUUUGGGGUUUACGACGGCCAUGGUGGAGACCAUUUCUCUAUAAUGUGCAGGCAGAAGAUGCAUGAGAUCUUCAAGGAGGAGCUGAUGGGCGAGGCUGGGUACCCACCGCCGGCACCGGCGCCGCCGGGGUUUGCAGUCCAUGAGGGCAUGCUGAAGGAGGCAUGGAGGGUGUUGAUAAGGCGCGUUUUCCAGAGGACUGAGAAGGUGGCGCUGGAUACAUGCAGCUGCGGAAGCGAGGGCUUCGUAUGCGGCUGCGACCGGGACUCCAUCUCCUACUCGGGCACCACCGCCGUCGCAGUGCUCAUGACCGAGCACCACAUCGUGGUGGGGAACUGCGGAGACUCACGCGCCGUCCUCUACCGCGCUGGCAAAAUCGUCCCUCUCUCCUACGACCACAAGCCAGGGAGGCCUGAUGAAAGGGCCAGGAUUCAAGCCAGCGGUGGACACGUAGUCAGCACUGAUACUGAAAGAGUUGAAGGAAUUUUAGCUAUGUCUCGAGCAAUAGGAGACGUGUUUCUGAAGCCAUCUGUGAUAUCUGAGCCAGACAUGACCAUCACAAAAAGGAACCAUGAAGAAGAUGAAUUUGUGAUAGUGGCAAGUGAUGGGAUGUGGGACGUGGUCCCGAUGCCGAUGGUCGGGCGAGUGGUGCACCAGUGUCUGACUGAGCCGCACGGAGGUGGCCCUCGCAUGUCCGAGUACGCAGUUAAUUCCAAUAAUGGAGCAUUGCUCUCUUCCCGGGGCGCGUGUGCAGCGGCUGUGCUCACGCGCCUCGCCUUGGGUAGGAAUAGCAUCGACAACAUCACCGUCGUGGUGAUUGAUCUCAAGGGGAUGGGUGUGGGUGAUAAGCCCUAGCUAGAUGCUCAUUAGAUAUGUUAAGUGGUGUUU